This is a messenger RNA of Trichomonas vaginalis G3, 720 nucleotides long. RefSeq lists its product as uncharacterized. NCBI's taxonomy places the organism in Eukaryota, Parabasalia, Trichomonadida, Trichomonadidae. The coding region runs from base 1 to 720 and encodes 239 amino acids. The transcript has a single exon. The record is from RefSeq and is a predicted model, not a curated record.
AUGACCGAAGAAGCCCCAGUUCUCCCAGUUAAAGUAGGAAUCAAGCAGUCACAGUGGAACUCUGUUGACGUCGGAUCCAAUGCCAUCGAGGUUCCAGAAAACACCAAGUUUGCAAAGAAGAAGAAAAACGUAUAUUACGAGGACGACAACUCAGAUGAACGCCAGCUUCUUCGCUUAGCCAGAAUGCAGGAAAGAUACGAGAAAAAGGUCGCUGCAGAGAGAUCUGUAUCUCCAUCCAAGAAGCAGGAGACUCCAGUCGAACAAAUCAGAGAUGAAGCUGCUGAAGAGGUUAAGAAAUCUACAAGCAAGAACAAAUUCUCUGCUCUUAUGGAAGAGGAAGAUGAAGAUGAAGCUCCAGCCCCAGUAGAGGAACCAAAGCCAGAGCCAAAGAAGGAAGAGAAGAAACCACAACAGAAGAAGGAAGAAAAGAAGCCACAACAGAAGAAGGAAGAAAAGAAGCCAGAGCCAAAGAAGGAAGAAAAGAAGCCAGAACCAAAGGUAGAAGAGAAGAAGAAGCCAGAGCCAAAGAAGGAAGAAAAGAAGGCUCCAGCUAAGAAAGCUACAAAGAAGGCUACAACACCAAUUACCAAGAAGAAAUCUACAAAGAAGACCUUCAUGCAGAAGCAUUCUUUCGAUAUCCUUCUUUUCCUGUUUAUUGUUGUUGCUGGAGCAGCUCUUAUCGCUCUCAAUAAGAGUGGCGUUUUGGCUAAAAAGAACUAA